Molecule: messenger RNA, 2547 nt
Organism: Trichoderma aggressivum f. europaeum
Lineage: Eukaryota; Fungi; Ascomycota; Sordariomycetes; Hypocreales; Hypocreaceae
Exons: 2
Coding region: 1-2547 (848 amino acids)
Biological process (GO): exocytosis; Golgi to plasma membrane transport
Cellular component (GO): cytoplasm; exocyst
Source: RefSeq, a predicted model, not a curated record
AUGGACCGGUCCAGCGGGCCCAAGAGCAUCUUCCCAAAGGGCCCCAACUUCACCCUCGACGACUUCUCCAACAAGGACUUCAUAGUCAGAGACUUUGUUGAUAGUCUUGCCGAGAGUGCUAUGCCCUCUGGCCGUCGCUCGGGGCCGUCUCAAUCCACCACUUUUGACCCGAAGCCGCUGAUCAGAAGCUUUGAGAAUGCCUUAUCUCAGCUUGCCGUCCUUGGAGAUGAGCUCCAGGAGAAGGAAUCCGAGCUCCUUUCGCAGGUGCGCCGGGCCGAAAUCCAACACGACCAGACGCUCGAUACCCUCGGCCGCAAGCUCGACGAAACCAUGGAGUCGUUUGAGGCCCUAGACAUUUCAUUAAAUCCUAAUAGCACAAAUGGCAACGACGCCAACGCAAAGCCCGAUACUGGCGGGAACAUUGCCGUACAGAUUGGAGAGAAGUUGGACGACUUGGACAAGAAGAGGAGACGAGCACAGGACACCAUCUUCUUGAUAAGUUGCUGGACAGAACUCAGCGAAACUGGGCUGUUAUCGUCCCUUGAAGAUAUCCGACGGCAAGGAGGCGCAGAGAACAAGGUGCGAUGUGCCGUCAUUGCCCGUCAAUUGAUGAGAAUCAGCCAGCAGCUUGACCCGCUGGCAUGGGGAACACGGAAUGGCAACAGGGCCAGUAUAGCCAGUUUCGUCACGUUGACAAACAGAGCGCGCAAUACGCGAGAAAUCCUGGAGAAGUUCUGCGAGACGCUUGAGCAGGAUCUAUUGCAGCAGUUCAACAAUAGCUACAGGCGGCAGAAUUUUAACGACAUGAUGGAAUGCGCAAAGGUGCUAUACGAUUUCAACGGAGGCGCCAGUGUCAUUGCGGUUUUUGUAAAUCAGCAUCAGUUCUUCAUUGACCGGGACCAGUUAAUGAGCGACGAAAUGGCAGCCGAUGGCGAAAUGUGGGAGGCUUUGGCCGACCCGGACGUGGAGCCGCCGGGCAUCGAACCGAGUCUGCAAUCCCUCAUUGACGAGGUCAAGAUUGUCAUGCAAGAGGAAUCGUUCAUUAUCAAGCGAGCAUUCCCUUAUUACGAGACGGUGCUCAUCAAGUUCAUUCAGCGCGUCUUCCAGCAGUCUAUACAGCAGCGGCUCGAGAAGGUCCUCGACAAAGCCGAAUCGGUGUCCACCCUGGCGUUCCUCAGAUCCCUCCACUCAUCGAGGAGUUAUAUCGGCUCCUUAGUAGAAGACUUGAAGAUGCACGGCUUGACCGAACACCCAGAGCCUUGCUCUGCGCAGAUUGCACAGGCCUUGGAUCAGCAGCUGGACGAGCUCUUCGUCCCCUUUCUUGUGGGAAGCGUCUACAUCGAGCGGGAGAAGAAGAGCUUGGAAGAAUUAUACGGCUCCUUGCUCUUCAAGUUUAGUAUAUUUCACUCAAGGCGAAAGAAGGCGCCAUCUUCUGGGUUCAUGGCCUCCUUGGCCCAGCAAGGCGCGCAGGUGGUCCAAUCUGCCAAAGACGCCUAUCUUGAACGUCUGGAGUCGUCAGAGCUGUCGGCCACGCAAAAGGCCAUGAUGCUGCGAGUCGCCGGCCUGUCAGACAAGGGCGACAACAAAAAUGAGAUUGAGGUGGCAGAUGAAGACGGAAUACUAGGGGUAGCCAACGCAAAGAGGAUGCUAAAAUGGUUGGCGGAGAGUGUCCAGAGAGUACUCGAGCUUGGGUCUCAGAUCGAUACACCGAAGGACGUCAACAUAUUGCUCAACCUGCUCCUCACACACAUGGGUCAGGUUUACAUCGACACCGCUCUUGAGGCAGCACAUUCUCAGGCCACCAUUCUGGAGAACACAAAGACCGAGCCAGACAUGUCGUAUCUACCGCCAAUUCGACCGGGCGUGACGAUAUCGGGCCUCAUGGAACGAUUCAUCAGCACGGUCCUCAUUCGACUCGCCGAGUCCAACACGACUGUGCGCAAGAGCAUGGAGGCGCAGAAGAAGAUGGCCAUUGACACCAUUGAAAAGAAGACAAACGCCGUUAUAAAAAUAUCCAUCGACGUUGUUGUGAACUGGGUCAUCAAGUCGCUGGGCACACAAAAGAAGCAGGACUUUAGGCCCAAGGACGGCGAACUGGAGUCUCUCCAAACCGCCACGUGCCUGCACAUCUGCCAGUUCCUCGCGCGGGCGAGCCAACUCGCCAGCCAGGCCAUUGACGGGCACAACGCGGAAAAGUUCUUUAGCGAGCUGGGCCUCGUGCUUCACUCGCACCUGUUUGACCACUUCAAGCGGUUCCAGGUCAACGCCACGGGCGGCCUGAUGGUGACGCAGGACAUUGCAAAGUACGUGGCGACGCUGCGGGCGUGGCCGCUGGCCAAGGACGUGGAGACGGCGAUUGAGAUGCUUACGGAGAUUGGGUCGCUCUUCAUCGUCGGCCCGGAGGCGCUGAGGGAGAAGGUGAGGACGCUGGCGCCCGGGUCGAACUCGGUCAGGGGGAAGCUGUCAAAGGCGGAUUUCAAGGCGUUUGUGGAGAAGCGGGACGAUUCGGGGUCUGUGGGCAUACGGGGUAUUUUGAGCGGUUUAUAA